UUUGAAAAUAUGUUUACUCUGUUUGCCUUUGCAUAAUAUGACAUUUUAUCGAAAGAUCCGAAGUGUGACAAACAAGCGAUAAUACAAUUUGAAUGAAUGAAUGAAUGAGAUCAGUUAUAGCCUAGAAUACCCUAAACAUAUGAUAGCCUAUAUUUAAGUAGUAAAACAUUUUAAAGGAACAGUAGGUCGAAUACAAUGACAGAAUCAACAGCGUGUUUAGCCUAAUUAUAGGCGCUUGCUAGAAAUUAUUUGCGAUCCGGGUUGUUAGCAUUCAGAUGUUUGACGUCGUGUUUUUGUUGGUUCUGACAGGGCUAAAUUUAUACCUCUCUGUAUUAGAAUCAUGUUCAGGAAUGUGAAGACUCAGAUGUCACACAGUACUGACCAAGCUGGACAGCGAUAACCUUUUCUAGUAUAGCAGAGGGCACGCAUGCCAGACCUAACUCGAGCGCUAUUGGGAGGCUAAACACUGGACACAAACACUUGAUUGGUAAUAAUCAGUGUUCCUCUGAUCUCUACCCCGCCUCAAUGUGCACGGGACGAAAACGUUUUCACGGUUUGAACACCGGUGUCUUUCACGGAAAUGUCCGAAUGAGAUAGGCAAUGGGAGCAACACGAAAGACAGUGAUGAACGCGUCAGCUGGAACCGGAGUUUUUGUAUUGUCCAUGCUGUCAAUACCCAUCUCAUACAUCUUUAACUUUUUAGUUUAUGCAAACAGCACCGAAGCACUUGUUGUGGCAGGGGCGUUAAUUUUACUUGUCAUCGCAACGUCGGCUCGCAUUUUGUUAAGGAAAAAGCUACCUAAAGAUCCUCUUUUCUAUGUUUACGCAAUAUAUGCAUUCUUUAGUGUGGUGAACCUCAUCAUAGGACUUGAGCAAGAUGGUAUCAUAGAUGGAUUUAUGACCUUUUACUUAAAAGAGGCAGACCCUUACAUCAACACAGCACACGGACAUAUGAUUUCCUACUGGGAUGGCUGUGCACAUUAUCUCAUGUACUUGCUGAUGGUUGCAGCAAUAACCUGGGGGGCAAGUUACAGAGCUAUUGGCCUCUACUGGGUGGGAUCCUUCCUAAUGCGCAUAAUAGUCUACAUUCCUGGCAAUGUUGUUGGAAAGUAUGGGACCCAGCUGAGCCCCCUGUUCUUUGUACACUCAUUGUACAUCCUGAUCUCCGUGUGGGCAUGUUUUCGUGUCUUCAGCCAGCCACCCACACAGGAAGCACUGUCCACGAGCAUCCAGGAAGUCCAUAAGCAGAGUCUGAUGCAAAGACCGCUGGAUUUCAUCUUUGCCAUCUACCUCAUCCUUGCCAGUGCUUUCUGCAUCUUCAGAGGUUUGGUUGCACUGGACUGUCCAACCCAGUGGUGUCAGGAGUACGUCCAGCGCUGUGAGCCUUACCUGAAAGACCCUUCGGCCUAUCCAAAAAUCCAGAUGUUGGCAAACAUGUUUUACUCUGUGCCGUACUACACGAUAAUGCUCUAUGGACUGGUUGUCCCAGGCUGUGACUGGAUUCCUGACCUGACACUGGUACACUCCGGAGCAGUAGCACAAGCCCAGUUCUCACACAUCGGUGCCUCCCUACACACCAGGACACCCUUCACCUACAGAGUCCCAGAAGCCAGCAAAACCCUCUUCCUGAUAGUCAACACCCUGUAUGGCCUGAUACCCCAAAUUCUCAGCUACCGCUGUGUUAACAGCCCCCACUUCUUCCUAAAACACAGACAGGACAAAAAUGACUGAAUCGAACCACCAAUAUUCUGUACAAACCAGACAGAUAGCUUUCCUACUGUACUUUAUCCAGGUUGAUAACAAAGAAAGAGGAUUCUGCUGUUUCCUGCUAAGCUAGCUAUAGACAUUCUGUCUUCAGCUACACUCCUUUAUAUAGAUAUAUGUAUAUAUUAUUUUGAGCCACAGAAUCAGAACACUAUGAGAUUCAACAUUGUGGAGAGACCCUUUAAGAAUGGGAGCUGACCAUCUGGUUAUUAUAGGCAGCUAGUGGCAGGGCUACCUUACAGUGUAACACUCACAUCUUCGGCUCCAGACUUUGGGUUCCAUCCUCUCCUAGUGUGAAACAUUCCUUUUCACUGAAAGGAAACUUGAUACCUUAUUUUGUGCUUUAAAAUUUUUAAAAAAUAUAUUUUUAAGUUGUUGUCACUGGUUAAUAUUGGAUUUCUGCUUUUAUUGAGUUAGAAUAUAUUUCUGUCUUGUUUCUAUGGUUUACUUUUAGUUUGAACUCUUAUAAACAUCAUUUGGAGAACAGUGGUACUACACAAGUAUCUGGGGCUACUUAACUUUGAUAAUUGAAAAAUAUUUGCAACAUUGUAUUUGGUACAAUUCAGCGAUACGGAGCAGUUAAAUGUAUAGAUCUCAAGAUGUAUUCUGUAAAUGAUACUUUUAAAUCUGUAAGAAACAGUAAAAUUACUUAUUUCAA
Molecule: messenger RNA, 2422 nt
Organism: Anguilla anguilla (European eel)
Lineage: Eukaryota; Metazoa; Chordata; Actinopteri; Anguilliformes; Anguillidae
Product: transmembrane 6 superfamily member 1-like
Exons: 10
Coding region: 601-1731 (376 amino acids)
Cellular component (GO): lysosomal membrane
Source: RefSeq, a predicted model, not a curated record